This is a messenger RNA of Brettanomyces nanus, 720 nucleotides long. RefSeq lists its product as uncharacterized. Lineage: Eukaryota; Fungi; Ascomycota; Pichiomycetes; Pichiales; Pichiaceae. The coding region runs from base 1 to 720 and encodes 239 amino acids. The transcript is spliced from 2 exons. The record is from RefSeq and is a predicted model, not a curated record.
AUGUCUGACAUCCCUGACUGGGUCAAACUCUUCGGAGGAAUCACCUUGGGUGCUUAUUUUUUCAUUACUGUGGCCAUCCCGGCUCUUAUAGUGGUGGUUCCCCCUCUUCUCAUUGGUGGAUAUAUCUACACUAAAGGCAGUCAAUUCUGGCGGAAAAGACAGGCCAACACUCAGUGGGACCUUGUUAAUCAUUCUUCUCUUGUUUUCAAUCCCCAAACUCGCAGAUCUUUGUCCCUGCUACCUUCUCCAGAACAGAUCAAUACCGAAAUAGCAAACUUUCAACUCAACCGUAUCAUCGAUGCCUUCUGGGCCAAUGAGAAUGGAAUCUCAGAUUACUUUCGCGUCGAAAACGUCGAUCGUCUUGCAUUGGGUACUUUGGAAGGUGUUCAGUAUAACUAUGAUUCCAACAGUUCGUUGUUCUCAAAGGAUUAUACCCUUCUUGUUACCCAGCAAAGAUCACUAUACGACACUCAAUCAUCCAAGAAGAUCGCAAACUGUAUUCUCAGCCUCAAAUGUCUCGAACCUCCAUUGUUUGAAGGCGGUGUAGAUCCUACUGCCAAUAUAGGAAAGUCUUCGUCAGUCAUACAGAUUAGUGCGAUGGCCCUUGGAGGACGCAAAUUUCUCAUUGACACUCCUUCAAUUUACUCUGAUGGUGAUAAUAAUGAUGAUGAUGAUGUCAUCAUUAAUGUUAAAGGAAGGACCAGAAAUGUUGGCCAAUAA